Messenger RNA from Nothoprocta perdicaria, 3080 nucleotides. RefSeq names its product thrombospondin type 1 domain containing 4 (gene THSD4). Gene Ontology annotation, biological process: extracellular matrix organization. The transcript has 12 exons. Gene Ontology annotation, molecular function: metalloendopeptidase activity. NCBI's taxonomy places the organism in Eukaryota, Metazoa, Chordata, Aves, Tinamiformes, Tinamidae. The record is from RefSeq and is a predicted model, not a curated record. The coding region runs from base 7 to 1950 and encodes 647 amino acids. Gene Ontology annotation, cellular component: extracellular matrix.
CUAACGAUGUUUGUCAGCUACCUGAUACUGACCUUGCUCCACUCGCACACAGCAGCGUUAGCAAGACCUGCGGGAGAGAGCAUUGGCUGCGAUGACUAUCUGGGUUCAGACAAAGUGGUUGACAAGUGUGGAAUAUGUGGAGGAGACAACACUGCUUGCAAAGUUGUGUCUGGAGUUUUCAAACACACACUAACUAAUCUUGGCUACCACAAGAUAGUGGAAAUUCCUGAAGGAGCUACUAAAAUCAACAUCACAGAGAUGUACAAGAGCAACAACUAUUUGGCCCUGCGGAGUCGGUCAGGACGGUCCAUCAUCAAUGGAAACUGGGCAAUCGAUCGGCCUGGGAGGUACGAAGGCGGCGGGACCAUGUUCACCUAUAAGCGCCCCAAUGAGAUCUCCAGCACYGCGGGAGAGUCGUUUUUAGCUGAUGGCCCAACAAAUGAAGUCCUUGAUGUCUACAUGAUACAUCAGCAGCCUAAUCCAGGUAUACAUUAUGAGUAUAUCAUUCCAGGAGACAAUGUCAUUAGUCCUCAGUUGCUUGCUCACAGGAGGCCAGGGGAGCCCUUGAAUGGUCAGUUAGAAAUUCCAGAAGGUACAAAUCACGAGGAUGAGGAUUUGCAUAGGGAGACAGACACUCGCACUGGACAGUCAACUGGAAGUUUUCCAGUUAUUCAGCCAGGAAGAUUUUCUUCUCAUCAGCCAGAAAACCAGGUGCCUGCUGUGCAGCCACCAAGACAAAACCGGGAACACAACUGGAAACAGAUUGGGAAAACUGAGUGCACCACUACAUGUGGGAAAGGGUCUCAGUACCCCAUUUUCCACUGUGUCAACAGAGUCACUCAUGAGGAGGUUCCUGAGGGCUACUGUGACAGCAGCACCAAGCCUUUUCCUGAAGAGGAGGCCUGCAACCUCUUCCCAUGCCCAGCUUUCUGGGAUAUAGGGGAGUGGUCGGAGUGCAGCAAAACAUGCGGUCUUGGUAUGCAGCAUCGGCAGAUCUUGUGUCGCCAAAUGUACGCCAACCGCACGCUGACGGUUCAGCAGUACCGCUGCCAGCACCUGGAGAAGCCGGAGACAACCAGCACCUGCCAGCUGAAGAUCUGCAGCGAGUGGCAGAUCCGCACGGAGUGGACUUCGUGUUCAGUACCCUGUGGAGUGGGGCAGAGGACUCGAGAUGUGAAAUGUGUCAGUAACCUUGGAGACGUUGUUGAUGAUGAGGAGUGUAACAUGAAGCUGCGUCCGAAUGAUAUUGAGAACUGUGAUAUGGGUCCCUGUGCAAAGAGCUGGUUCCUUACAGAAUGGAGUGACAGGUGCUCGGCGGAGUGCGGGGACGGCGUGCGGACGCGUGCCGUGGUCUGCAUGACCAACCACGUGAGCAGCCUGCCCCUGGAGGGCUGCGGCAACAACCGGCCCCCCGAAACCACGGCCUGCAACAACGGCCCCUGCGCCGGCAGAGUGGAGUGGUUUGCUGGCAGCUGGACUCAGUGUUCUACUGAAUGCGGCAGUGGGACUCAGCAGAGAGAAGUCAUUUGUAUUAGGAAAACGGAAGGUAAUUUUGAUGUGUUGAACCCUCAUGAAUGUUCAUAUUUGGAAAGACCUCCCAGUCAGCAAUCCUGCCACCUCAAACCCUGUGGUGCAAAGUGGUUUCAUACAGAAUGGAGCACGUGUUCCAAAUCCUGUGAAGGAGGAUUCCGGGUUCGAGAGGUGCGAUGUCUGUCAGAUGACAUGACACCCAGUACUCAGUGUGAUCCACAGCUUAAACCUGAAGAAAAAGAACCAUGUAACACACAAGAUUGUAUCCCAGAAAUAGAUGAGAACUGUAAAGACAAAUACUACAACUGCAAUGUGGUUGUUCAGGCUCGGCUGUGUGUUUACACCUACUACAAAACAGCCUGUUGUGCAUCCUGUACACGUGUGGCAAAUCGACAGUCGGGAUUUCUAGGACGCAGAUAACAAAUACUCUCCUACCCAAAGCAGCAAUAUCUGCCUUCAGAUGGAGCUUGAACAGUGUUACUGUUUUGAUCACAGCAGGUUCUUCCUUCAUAAGAAGAUGGUUUUUAUAUUGCUGAGCACAUCAAGACUGGUUAAAUCUCACACCCUUUCAGUUACACCUAAUAUGCAGUUACAUAUGUUUUUAAAUGUUUGCUGUGAAACCAUGAUCUUUUUAAAGAAGUAUUUUUAAUGAUACUAUUCUUUGCACCUGUUCAUCAGAUAAUCAUUUAAAGAACCUACCAACCAACCUUAAUAUUGAGGAGUUAAUGAAAAGAAAUCAGUCGUAGGCAAUUAUUGAAGAUAUUUGAUCAGUGUGGAUGCAGCUGCUGCAUUAUUUCCUGAGUGUUUACUCUUGCUUGGUAUUUUGGACUGACGUAAAUUAGAACAAAUCAAUGAAACAUGCACAUCAGAAGAAUUACUUCACAAAAAGCCAGUCUCAUGAAGAACCAUUCAUGAUCAGUUUCGUAGCACCCUAAUGUAUGUUUUAAUUACUUCAGUCCAUGCAUAAUAAAUUAUUGUUAAGGUCUCUCAGUUGUACUUUUAACUAAUUCGUGUCCUCUAGCAACAACUAUAUGCACAGCUGACUGCCAAGAAGUGCCUUCAUGUUUAAUUCAUAAAGUUUAGAAGUUACACUUUUCUAAUUUUGUAUGGAUUUUAAAAGCAAUAUAUUAUCCACCAGAGUGCCGCUAGUGUCCAGACUUUUAAGACUUUAGCAACUGCUACUGACGGUGAGUUUGAGAUUUAAAGGUGAGGAAUCUUUGCUAGUAUUAAAGAAAAAAGGUGAUCGUUACUAUCAGCAAAAUCUCUGUCCUGCAAGAUAGUUAUUUCAGUGAACUGGUAUCUGGCCUAACAGCUUAUCUCUGCACAGUUGCUUGAGAACCACCAUCUGAGAUCAUCUACUCUGGAUACAUCACCGAGUAGUUUCAAAACCAGACAAAAGCUGUAGAUCUCUGUGUGUGUUAAUGGUCUGUUACUCUACUACUAGUAUCUACUCUAGUAUCAGGAUGCAGUAAGUAUGACGGUGCUUGCUGAGCAUCUGUAAUUAGGAGAUCUUAACUAUUUUACAGAUUUUGUUGCAAUUGUUACAGCAU